Encephalitozoon hellem ATCC 50504 is the source of this 657-nucleotide messenger RNA. Its product is annotated as thymidine kinase. The transcript has a single exon. The record is from RefSeq and is a predicted model, not a curated record. The coding region runs from base 1 to 657 and encodes 218 amino acids. Gene Ontology annotation, biological process: thymidine metabolic process. Gene Ontology annotation, molecular function: ATP binding; thymidine kinase activity. Gene Ontology annotation, cellular component: cytosol. NCBI's taxonomy places the organism in Eukaryota, Fungi, Microsporidia, Unikaryonidae.
AUGAAAAGAGGAGUACUGAAGUUUGUGGCCUCUCCAAUGAAUGGAGGAAAGACGACAAACAUGUUGCUGAGGGCGAAGCGAGCGAGUAUCCUAGGGUGGAAGGUGCUGCUGGCAAAGCCCCAGGUUGAUACCAGGCACAAGAGCACAGUGAUAAGAUCGCGAUGCGGUGCUGAAAUGGAGUGUAACCUGUGUGUCGAUUCCCAAUUCAACUUCGCAAAGGAUAUUUCAUACAAGGACGUUGAUAUUCUGUUUGUGGAUGAGGCGCAGUUUCUGAGCGCCCGGCAGAUAGAGGAGCUAAGGGAGGUUGUGGAUGUCCAUGGAAUUUCAGUGUGGUGCUAUGGCCUCCUCACAGACUUCAAGAAGAAUCUGUUUGCGGGGUCAAAGCGGUUAGUUGAGUUGUGUGACAAGAUGUAUGAGCUUGACGUUCUAUGCUGCUUCUGUUCCGAAAGCGGAAGGUUUCAUUUGAAGUAUGCUGAUGGGAAGGCGGAUGUGUCUGGGCCAUCAAUUGACGUCAGUACUCCUGGGAAUGAUAAGUUUGUUUCUGUGUGCCACAAGUGCUGGAUGGAAAAGAUGUCGGCAUCUGAAGAGAAGGAAUGUGCCCGGCUUUUCUGCAACGAAGGUGUUUCUGUGGAUAAGGCGGUGGAGAUAAAUGGAUAA